CCCCGAAGAGCAGGACGCGCGGAGGAGAGCCGAGGCGCGGAUUAGCGCCCGCAGAGCCGCCCGAGCCCGUCGGGGCGCGGAAGGGCUUACCCGGGAGGCGGGCGGGAGGCGGGGAGAGGCUCCCCGUUAAAUACCGCGCCCGGCCGUCCCCGCGCGCUCAGCCCGGCGCCCGCCCGCCCGCUCCCUCGCCCGCCGCCGCCGCCGGAUCGUGCCGAAGAGGAGGGGGCGUUCCCCGCACCAUGGCAUCCACGGAAGGUGCCAACAACAUGCCCAAGCAGGUCGAAGUGCGGAUGCCCCAGAGCCACCUCAGCUCGGAGGAGCCGCCCAAGCACCGGAACCUGGGGCUGCGGCUGUGCAGCAAGCUGGGGAAGAACCUGCUGCUCACUCUGACGGUGUUUGGUGUCAUCCUGGGGGCAGUAAGUGGAGGGCUUCUCCGCCUGGCAUCUCCAAUCCAUCCUGAUGUGGUUAUGCUAAUAGCCUUCCCGGGGGAUAUACUCAUGAGGAUGCUAAAAAUGCUCAUCCUCCCUCUCAUCAUCUCCAGUUUAAUCACAGGGUUGUCAGGCCUGGAUGCUAAAGCCAGUGGGCGCCUGGGCACGAGAGCCAUGGUGUAUUACAUGUCCACCACCAUCAUCGCCGCGGUCCUGGGCGUCAUCUUGGUCUUGGCUAUCCACCCAGGGAACCCCAAACUUAAGAAGCAGCUGGGGCCUGGGAAGAAGAAUGACGAAGUGUCCAGCCUGGAUGCCUUUCUGGACCUCAUUCGAAAUCUCUUCCCGGAAAAUCUUGUCCAAGCCUGUUUUCAACAGAUUCAAACAGUGACCAAGAAAGUCCUGGAGGCACCAGAGUCAGAAGAAGAGAGCAACGUCACCACCGCUGUGGUCUCCCUGCUGACCGAGACUGCAACAGAGGCACCGGAGGAGAUGAAGAUGGUGAUCAAGAAGGGUCUGGAGUUCAAGGACGGCAUGAAUGUCUUAGGUCUGAUAGGGUUUUUCAUUGCUUUCGGCAUCGCCAUGGGAAAGAUGGGCGAGCAAGCCAAGCUGAUGGUGGAAUUCUUCAGCAUUUUGAAUGAGAUUGUAAUGAAGUUAGUGAUCAUGAUCAUGUGGUACUCCCCGCUGGGUAUUGCCUGCUUAAUCUGUGGGAAGAUCAUUGCCAUCAAGGACUUAGAAGUGGUUGCUCGGCAACUGGGAAUGUACAUGGUCACAGUGAUUGUGGGCCUUAUCAUCCAUGGGGGCAUCUUUCUCCCCUUGAUUUACUUUCUAGUGACCAGGAAAAACCCUUUCACCUUUUUUGCUGGCAUUUUCCAAGCUUGGAUCACUGCCCUGGGCACCGCUUCCAGUGCUGGAACUUUGCCUGUCACCUUCCGUUGCCUGGAAGACAACCUGGGGAUUGAUAAGCGUGUGACCAGAUUUGUCCUCCCUGUUGGAGCAACCAUUAACAUGGACGGCACAGCCCUGUAUGAAGCAGUGGCUGCCAUCUUUAUUGCCCAGAUGAAUGGUGUUGUCCUGGAUGGAGGCCAGAUUGUGACCGUGAGCCUCACGGCCACACUGGCAAGCGUCGGUGCAGCCAGUAUCCCCAGUGCUGGACUGGUCACCAUGCUCCUCAUUCUGACAGCUGUGGGCCUGCCAACGGAGGACAUCAGCCUGCUGGUGGCUGUGGACUGGCUGCUGGACAGGAUGAGAACAUCCGUCAAUGUUGUGGGUGACUCUUUUGGAGCUGGGAUUGUCUAUCACCUCUCCAAAUCUGAGCUGGAUACCAUUGACUCCCAGCACCGAGCGCAUGAAGACAUUGAAAUGACCAAGACUCAGUCCAUUUAUGACGACAUGAAGAACCAUAGGGAAAGCAACUCUAACCAAUGUGUCUAUGCUGCACACAACUCUGUCAUAGUAGAUGAGUGCAAGGUGACUCUGGCAGCCAACGGGAAGUCAGCAGAUGGCAGUGUUGAGGAAGAACCUUGGAAACGUGAAAAAUAAGGAUGUGACUCUCAGCAAAAUUCUUGAAUAAACUCCCCAGUGUAUCUCAUGGUAAAAGAGGAUAUAAACAAGCUUUCUUUAAAAAAAGAAAAAAAAAACACACCUAUAUUUCUAUGUUUACUUAAUCUAUUUAGCCAAGGCUUAGAGGACCUGUUGUGAGUCAGUGAUAGGCAUGGUGCUGUGUCUUUGCCAAAUAAUGCUUUGUAACCGUCUAAUGUUCUCGCGUGUGUUACUGUCGGAAUGGAUGCUGCUGGAGGAACCGUUUGAAUUGAAGACACAUCCUUGCCAGCUUCCCUUUUCUCUCAAGAUGCAGGACCAUGGAUGCUCUUUUCCCAGGGGACGAGACUCGAGCUGUGUGGUACACUCCAGGGACUCGGGGUAACGAGCAGACACACCGUGUGUUGCUUCUCCAAGUAUUCUCCAUGCUUCACCUUGUUAUGCACAAGAGAGUCUGUUAGGAGCCUCUAGAAGUAAUUCUCCUUCCGUGUCUUGCAGGGUUUGCCUGUGUGUUGAUAAAAGCAAGUACUUGUCUUAGGGAACUGUGACCAUUUGUCUUCUGUCUGCUCUUUUAGCUCAGUGUUUCAGAGAGCAUGGCUGUGGGAGUGGAUCUGUGGAAGGCAGCUGGUUGUGGAGCUCUGUGAGCCUCUGCUCUGUCCCACCUAGUCUGUGGACAUGCAUUAUUGAACCUUCAGAGUAUGUGGCAUCAUUUGCUCUAAAUGUGAUAAUAUUAAAUGGGUUAGAGUGUAAUUUGCAUAGAACUGCUGUAUAUAUUGACAAAAGGAAGAGAGCACAGUCAACAUACGUGUUAAUUAGAUUCAAAUAUUCAAAUCUGUUGGCCUUUGGUUUGCAUUCAUCUUGACAGCAUGAAAUCAAGUGAGAUCAUAUGAUCUCUGCUUCACUUUCUUUGUUUUACCCAUAAAAUUCUCGUUUGGAUUUCUAUCAAGACUUUUUUUUUUUAAUCUCUAAAUUAUUUCAGUCAUGUUCUCAGUAAACCAGAAGGCCUAAUCCUUUCUGUUCUUCUUACACAUGGAAGACAGUUGUGUUGCCUGUGCCUCUUUUAAUACUAUCUCUUGAUAAAAACAAAAAACUGUCAUUUAUCUAAUAUGUAGAAAGCUUUUGUUGUAUUAUAUCAAAGCACAUAAAUCCAAUUACAGGACACAUUGGAAGCAAAGCCAACCUUCCUCCCCGGUUUUCUCUGUCGAAAAGAACAGGAAACAACAUGUGUGCAAAGUCCUUAAAAGGUGCCAUUCCUAUGGCCAAGUCAAGGCAGCCUUGAAUCAUGAAAUGGGAACAACACAGGUGGGACCUUUUCAAGGCUGUUGCAGUUUGGGGGAAUAAUAUAAUAGGAGCAGCACAGUGCCUUGCAUGCUGUUGACACCCAAUGAAUCCUGAAUGAUUAUGUAGGUUACAUUUGUCAGUAUCUCUGUUAUCAUUUCCUAGUGAAUAACCCACAGUAUUUUUCUAAAGUUUCUGGCUUUGGGAGUUUGCAGAGGACUUGAACAUGAAUCACUGAGAAAUAAAGCACAUUGGAAGGAGUGUGUAGAUCUUUGGUUCACAUGUGGGAGGCAGGUGGUCUUCUGAGGCCAGCAGAUGGAUGGUGAGAUGUUGAUGAAUUGUGAUAGGGUCUAAAUUCUCUAAAGAGAGCAUGCUUAUGGACACCACAUCCCCUUUAUUACCUAGUCCUUGUGACUUUUCUCUUCCAAAUCAGACACCUUUGGGACAUCCAAAAUACCCGAGGUUUCAAUUAUUUUUGUCUCUUAGCCCCUUGUUAUUUUUGGAUAAGGAUCAUUAUUGCGCAGUAUUAAGCAGAUUUUGCUCUUUAAAAAUGGCCUUGGUCUUCAUGUUCAAUAGGUGGACAGUGAGCAGGGUGGCCCAGGAUGUGCUGAAAUGCAGCUGUGGGAAAUGUAUCCCUUACAGCAGACACUGUGGGUCAGGGGGAUAGUUCCUGGGUGCAGCUGUGAAACUGAUAAAUGUUGUCUAUAAGUGGGACUUAUGGUGAGGAGAAGGAUAUGGGCAAGGCACCUAGGAGCUUGCGGUUUUGCUACUUAAGGCCAGCUUAGCACACAUGUACUGGCUGACAUAUUUCUGGAUAGAGCAAUCUCAGGAUUAUCUUCCCAAGGCGAUGCCUAGAUGUGUUCUCUGUUUGCUUUGUCUUCAGCGUUUUCUCGUUACCCAGUGAGAUCAUAAAUGUAUAAGUGCACAGUUUAACAAAGCAGGUAUUUCUGGUUUGAGACUCUAUGCAGUAGAAUAGUUCCAUGAAAAUACAUGUAGGAUCAUAUUUAUCUAGAUUCAACAAAUUAUAUUAAAAAUUAAUACUUUUUCAAAUUCAAGACAAGCCUAUAAAUCCAGGAUGUAGAUAGAGCUGACAUAUGACUGUGUCCUUUGAUUUUUUUAGGCCCCAUUCAUUCUUCUCAUACUGUGCCCAUUAGGGUUUUCCUUGCCCAGUAUAUGUGCCAUAAACAGAACAAAUAGAUCCAGAAUAUACCUCUAACAACCUUUUCUAAAUAGGAUAUGUAUGAUCUGCCAGUGAUAUACAUAGAUUUAUAUAAUAGCUCCAACACAGAUAUAAAUGCUUAUCACCCACUAAUAUUUGAUGAUGCAUAAAUGUUAUAUUUAUAUGAUAGGCCAGAUGCAUACACCACAUCCUAUAAGGUCUGUUUUGUAUUUUGUUGUUGUUUUUGUCACAGACUCAUUCACUCUUUUUAGGAAUCAGAAUUGUUUCAGGAGAAAACUGAGCAGACUUUGAUCCUUCCCUAUCUCAUUUUUGCCCAUUGGUAGACCCAAAAGGAAUCAUCAUUAGAUCAACUACUUACAAUUCGGUGAAUCCAAUCCAAUCCAAUCAGUGAGAAAAAAAAUGGCUUCUCUCUCAAGGUGAGGCUUUAUGUGAGGUCUUUGAGGCUGUGCAUCCCAUGCAAAGGGCAUCAGACCUUUAGGGCAAUCACCUUGGUCACACAGAUCCUCAAUACAGGACAUCAGGGAGGAUAUCUGAACAAGGUAGCUAUCAGAUUCAAUUCCCUACUUGCUAUUAGGUGUGGGAACAUAGCCUAUAGUUUCAUUUCCUGGGGAAGUCACCAUGUCUCCUAAAAGAUAUGUACUUCUGUUCUCCAACUACUCGUUAGACUGGUUGUUUAUGAAACCUAAAGCAAGGAUGCCAAGAUGCCCAGCUCCUGGGUUUAGGCUGGAAGCUGAGAAAGGCUUAGGGGAAAUUCAGUUCUCGGGGAGAUAGAGUCCUGAUAGACAAUGCCAGGAACCGCACCACUGAGUGAUUAGAGGGUGUCAGGUCCUUUCCAGUUGUGCAUGGAGAAGUAUGUCAUUUUCAUGUGUGUUGAAAGUCAAGAAGCCCUUCCGGAGUUGGGUAACUCAUCUACUGGGUCCCCAAAAAGGAAACCCAACCCUGCCAUGCUUUUGCAAUGCCACACUUCCUUACAUUCUCAACAGCAAAGGUUAUGGUACGAUAUUUCACUUUUGUCAGAGUCAAUGCUUCUUUUCCCAUGAAUGCAGCAGUCAACCCAAAUAGGAACGCACAUGCUCAGAGAGACUUCCCUGUAGUUCAGACUCUUGCUGGACAAGUCUCAGCAGCUCUUGCCUGGUUCCAUGGCAAAAGUGCUCAGCAGUUACACCCAGCGGAGGCAGUAGCUCUUCCCACUUCACUGCUCUCAAACUCUUGGGGCCAUGCACUUGUCGGCUUUGCUUAUUCUCCAACUGAACGCAUUCCAAGCCAAUAAAAAGGGCCAAAUGGGAAUUUUCAGUUAUUGCAAUAACUUGUUCCUUGAAUAAGAAGAGUAAGACCUAGGAAGAUUACGUUUAAGCUAAGAGCCUGAAGUAAUUCUGAAGUGAGAGUUUUGCAAUUCUAGUUGUCAGAGGAGAUUAGUGGUCUCUGUGUCUGUGGUAACUUCUGGCUAAAAUCUAGAAGAAAGGCUACUGAGUGCCAAGCCCAGCAGGUGACAUUAUCGGCAGGCUGUUCUUGAAUGGAGUGAAUUCAAAGCUGCCUAUGAUUUUCCCCCUAAAAAAAAACAAUUCUUUACUCUUUCUCCUCCUUUCUUCUUAUUCCACCUAUCAUUAUUACUGCAUAAGGGACAAUUGUAAACAACCAAGGGUUGGCGUUAGAAUAAGAUGAUGUAAUCUUAAUUGAAUAGUAUCUGAUUGUACAGCAUAACACAGCUAAUUCAGAUAGUAACAGAGAUGGGUAGAGGAAACAUGUGACUUACACUGCCAGUUGUCAGCUGUAUAACUUACUCAAGUCACUUAAUGCCCAAGCCUCAUUCCUUCCCAUAUGUAAAGAGAAGGGGUUGGAUUAAAUUAUUAAAACCCCCUCUCAGCCUUAAGAAUCCAUGAUAUUAUGAUCUCUGCUCUAAUAUUUCUUUCCUAAGAAGUUUCCUACUAUAAAAUAUGAUUUUAUAUUUUAAGUCAGAGGGACCCACAAUAAUUUCUAAUCAAUUUGCAUUAUUCCCGUCCCCUUUGGGGGAAGCCUCUCUCCUUAUUUGGUGAUUACAAGCUUGGAAGAUGGUCAUGUUAAUCGACCAUGUGGUGUUUUGAGACACAGACACAAUUCUGUAAAACUGCUCUUUGCUUACACUCACUGUCCCAGUUGAAGUAGCGAUUCAGCUCAGGGAAAAUGCUGCCAGAGUCACCAUGAGGGGACUGGACAUGUCUAUAGCCUCACUCAAGCUCUUGCAUCAUUCCUGCUGUAGCAACAGGGCCCACUUCUAACACCCAAAGCACAGUUCUCUCCAGACAGUCCUAGUCACAUGCAGGAGCCUUUGGCAAAUCAACCUGAACAGUCUUAUGAAAUUUGGUGCAAGACUUGCACAAUAACAGCCUCUGUCUGUAAACACCUUCUCUCUCCUCCUGUAGGCGGACGUGCACACCCAUGCAAGGUGAGCCUGGGCAAGACCUUUCUCUGCAGAGAGAUACAGGGCCAUUUGAGGGAGUUCAUUUUCCAUUUCUCCUCUUGGUUUGCAUCACAUCGCAGGUAGAGAAGCUCUGUCCAACAAGAAUGGAGUUGUGCUGGCUAUCACCCCUCUUCAGUGCCCGAGGAGUUUCUGGGAUUGCUAGACAGCAUGGUCUGUCUGCAGGGUGCAUGCUGACAUGACCUUUGAACAGCCUUGUUGCACUUUUUGCUCCUGCUGCAAUGGGCUACUGCUUGCAUCCUUGCUUUUUGUCCAAACUUUAGCUAGCCGUGGAAUGGGUUUAGUAUUUAUUGUGUUGUGAGCACCUUUACCACCAGGGCAGACUUCCACUCUUUAGAUUUGGGGGAAACCAGAUGUAAAACCAGGAAUAAAAGGAUUGAGUUUGCUUUUUAAUUCUUAGUGCAGAAGACCUGAUGCAAGAGCAGCAAGAAAGACUAUUUCUUAAUUGACCCAAAUAUGCAUCUAUGGAAAAGUAAGAGAAGCCCCACAUUCUUAUUUCAGUCUUUCUAAAUAAUAUUCUGAAUAAUGACCUAUCAUUUUUCCACUAUGUCCAGCCUUGCUCCACCUUCCUACCUGCAGACCAAGUAUCCAUUUAGAUAUUUUUAAAAGUCCUUCUGCUUGUUAUAUGGGGCCCUUCUGUGCUGAGAAUAAAACCUUCUGCUGGAUCAGACUCCACUGCUUUGCAGAGUCAGCACUGGACCCAGAGCAUGAGUAGCAACAAGUCCCCACCGCCUCUGGGGACACCCCAGGUCCUGGGUGAGUGUUGGAACAUAAUAGCCUACUGCUGCCCUUGUCAUCAUCCCCCAUUGAGACAGGAUGUGCAGUCAGAGCCUCACUCCUUCUGGGCUCCGUUUCUUCUCAUGGCAACCACUUAGCCUGCCUCGAAUAGCCUGUUGCCUUUGGUAGGAGAGAAAUGCUCACACUAGCCAAGGAAGUUGGUCUAGCGAGUCUCAGGUUUCUCCCCAGGGAGGGAGUUCCCUGAGAUGUAUGAUCAGAAAGCUGGCCCUCUGGUUGCCUGGUGCUCCGGGAGCAUUCUAUCCCUUGCCAGAAGCUCACCCUUCAGCAUCCAGAUCCUUCCACACACCCAUUCUCCUUCCCCUGGUGAACCUCAGCAUUGUAUCUCCAUGUUGCAUAGCACAGACCAGAUAAUCUGGUCACUAUAGAGAUUUGUAUAUUUAAAAAAACACCUACUUUUGUGAGGAUUUUUGUAUGUUGUUUUUCUAUUUGUUUUCUACAGCUUGAGGAGAGAGCUGGCAAACUGUGAAUCUCAUUUGACCUUGCUGCCAGCAGAUAUAUUUUGGCUUCCUGAGAAGAAUCUAUGUUACCAGGGCCAACAGAUUGCCCUCUGAUCAGUAUUGCACCCCACACUCUCAGAUUCCUCCCGCCCAACCUUACAUUCUUUUUUUU
Molecule: messenger RNA, 8284 nt
Organism: Pipistrellus kuhlii (Kuhl's pipistrelle)
Lineage: Eukaryota; Metazoa; Chordata; Mammalia; Chiroptera; Vespertilionidae
Gene: SLC1A2
Product: solute carrier family 1 member 2
Exons: 11
Coding region: 240-1967 (575 amino acids)
Biological process (GO): L-glutamate transmembrane transport
Cellular component (GO): plasma membrane
Molecular function (GO): glutamate:sodium symporter activity; neutral L-amino acid transmembrane transporter activity; L-glutamate transmembrane transporter activity
Source: RefSeq, a predicted model, not a curated record